UUCAUAUUUCUACUAUUCCGUUCCCUAUAAGCGUGUAACAUUUCGCAGAUUAACGAUACAGUGAGAUGUUAUUAAACAAUACCUAAACUAAUUAAAAAUCCUUUCGGCAGUCGCCCAGCACUGCACCAUAUCACAAUAGCGUCCAUCCAAAUAUUUGACAUAUUUAGCCGUGUGACAAAUUAGCUAUCUCCAUGGAAAAUCUGACUGCCACCCUUCCGCCAAAUCCUUCACUGCAUGCGCCAAACAAGCGUCCUAUUCAGUUGGCACAUCUGCGCACUCUCACCGGCGAAAUGACCGUGGAACGCGGUGAUCCGGAGGAUGCGAGACUCACGGUCACGGCUAGUAGUGAAAAUGAGCGACCCAUGGCUGAUACCAUGGGGCAUCCGCUGCGCAGUGCUACGGAUUCGUUGCUGCCGAAAUUCCGCAGUCAGGAGUAUACCAUUGAUCAGAUUGGUUGCAUCAUGGAUGUGCAGUUGCAGCGCGGGAAUAUGAAGAUGUUGUCAUCCAUGCUGGAUAUGUUUGCGGCACGCAGUGACAUUGUUCAGAUGGACAUGUACAAGCGAGCUACUGCAUGGCUGGCAUUCAAUCACGGGCGCUUUAGCGAAGUGUACAAUAUACUAGAAUCGCAUGCGUUCGGCAGUAGUUAUCACGGAGAACUGCAGGAUCUGUGGUAUCAGGCUCGCUACAGCGAAGCCGAAAAGGCGCGAUGUCGCGCUUUAGGCGCCGUAGAUAAAUAUCGUUUACGACGAAAAUUUCCACUCCCAAAAACCAUCUGGGAUGGAGAGGAGACUAUUUAUUGUUUCAAGGAAAAAAGUCGAGUUGCGCUGAAGGAUUGUUACAAACUGAAUCGCUAUCCAUCGCCGGAAGAAAAGCGCUAUUUAUCCCAGAAAACCGGCCUUACUAUCACACAAGUUUCCAAUUGGUUUAAAAAUCGACGGCAGCGAGAUCGUGCACCACAUUACCAUCCCGGUGACGAGUGCAUGUCGCCUCCGUACAUGCUAUACGGCGCGGCCGCUUAUAACAUGCCUCAUCCGGCAGCCAAUGUGCACGCGCUGUCCGUGUCCCCCAACAGCAAUUUAAAUGCACGUCAGUUCCCCAUCGCUCUACACCAGCUACAGCCCAGUAACACCCAACACUCCAUGGAGUCCAGUUACCAUCAUAAUGCAAACUCAUAGUCCAGGAGUAAACAGCAGCUUGGCUCUACACGAAGAUGUGGGACAUUUCGAGGGGUCGCGGGAGCGUCAAAUCACUGGACAUCACGCCCAGGGUCACAUGCGCUCAACCGACUCACCGAGUAAUCAUGGGCGGACAUCACCCAUGCACCGACACAGUCAAAUGCAAAUGGGCCAAACGGCGAUUCCUCAUCUUUAUCCGGCUGGAUUUCGCUAAUGAUUGAUAAUAAGUAUACUCACAGUUGCAGUCGUAGGAUUCUAUAACUUCUCUCAAAUGAUCUCAAAUAUUCAAAGUCAAAAAAGGGAUGUUGUUUAAAGCAAAUGUAUUUUAUUAUAA
Paramacrobiotus metropolitanus is the source of this 1509-nucleotide messenger RNA. RefSeq names its product homeobox protein six1-like. Lineage: Eukaryota; Metazoa; Tardigrada; Eutardigrada; Parachela; Macrobiotidae. The coding region runs from base 192 to 1175 and encodes 327 amino acids. Gene Ontology annotation, cellular component: transcription regulator complex; nucleus. Gene Ontology annotation, molecular function: RNA polymerase II cis-regulatory region sequence-specific DNA binding; DNA-binding transcription factor activity, RNA polymerase II-specific. Gene Ontology annotation, biological process: regulation of transcription by RNA polymerase II. The transcript has 4 exons. The record is from RefSeq and is a predicted model, not a curated record.